AGUCAGUCCGUCAAAUCGCAGGUAGACGAUAACAAAGUUUUCAGGUAAAUUUGUAUAGCAUAUAUAACCAUGCUAUGGCUUUUGGUCAUUGCUAUUAUUACUCCUAUGGUUCAAUCGCAAGCCGAUCCCCAAUGGUAUCCCGAUUGGGAUGACAAAAGAAUUUUAAAAAAAGGUAUGACCGCGCACUGGGAACUUUUACCUGAAAGAUGCGAUGACCCGAGUUGUCCAUGGCGGCCCUGGCUUCCUUACGAUCCAAUCAGAGUAAGAAUAGAAAACGUUGGAGCAGUUGUUGGCAGGUCCAUGUGGGUGCACGAAAGGGAUCGGUGGUGGGUUAGCAGAUACGUAAAUCUCUUUUUGGGUGUACCCUAUGCAAGACCACCGGUAAAAGAGAAUGAAAAUUUAAGAUUUAGGAAGCCGGAAGAUGUUCUCUUCCAAUGGGGAAUAGAUGGCGAUUGGGAUGCUUCAUUCUACCGUCCAGCUUGUCCUCAACCAAUACCAGAACUUGAUGUAAAAUAUUAUCUCCCAAGGAAUACAUCUGAAGAUUGUCUGUAUAUGAAUAUAUUCCAACCAAAUUUUAGCGAUUGGACCUCUAUUAGCAGAAAACAAAAAUUCCCAAUAUUAAUAUUUGUUCAUGGAGAGGACUUUAUUAGAGGCGAUUCUAUGCAACAUCCUGCGCACAUGUUGGCAAAGAAAGGAGUCUUAGUUGUAACGUUUAAUUACCGGCUAGGUGCUCUAGGUUUCCUGACAACUGACGAUGAGAAUUCUGAAGGAAAUUAUGGCAUGUGGGAUGUUCUUAAGUUGAUCGAAUUUGUCAGGAAACAUAUUAAGCACUUUAACGGUGAUGAAAGCAAUAUUAACCUUGUUGGUUCUGGUUCUGGUGCUGCUAUUGUCUCACUUUUGAUGCUCUCUCCUCAUUCUCUCUUACGAGACAAAACACCAAAAUUUCAUAAAGCCAUUAUGAUGUCUGGAAGUGACGCUUGUGAAUGGAGUGUUAUGAGGCGAUAUUGGAUGAAUUCUCCUAGGGAAUAUACGAGAGAGCUUGGUAAAUUAGUAGGUUGCGAUCCUGAUUUUUCGCUUCCCAUUCAUCGUUUAGUCGAGUGUCUUCGUAAUAAACAUUACGACGAAAUUGUAAAUGCAACAUCUUACAUUGGAAAAAAAUACGGUAGAUUGUGGGGACCAUUUGGACCUACUGUUGAUGGACCUGAUGGAAUUUUACCGGAUUUUCCCGAAAAAUUAAGAGAAGAGGGGAAAGUUUUAGAAAUACCAAUAAUAAUGGGCAUGAACUUUGACGAGGGAGCCUUUCAUGUCGAGAAUAUAUUGAAAAAUUUUCCAAAAGUUGAUAUAAGACAAGGCUUGGAUAUGUUUUCAUUUCGCGAUAUCCUCUACGAUUUUGGUAGGCGGAGGAAUACUAGAAAUCUUGAAGAACUUGUAAGAGCACUUGAAUUCGAAUAUACAUAUUGGCCGAAUCCCAAUAAUGUAACUGCUGUUCGUCAAAAUUUGAUUGACAUGUGGUCGGAUUUUACCAACGGCUACUGUAUGGAUACAGUACUAAAAGAUCAUGCUAAAAGAUAUCCUAAUAUUCCAGUUUAUAUGUAUAUAUUCAAAUACAAGACUGAAUUUGAUUCAAAACCCGAAUGGAUGGGAGUACCAGUUGGUAGAGACGUUGAGUAUCUGAUGGGAUAUCCAUAUCUUAAUGAAAGUCUGGGCAAUUUAACUAAUAUUUUUACCGAACAAACUGACUGGACCUGGUUGGAUAAAAAUAUAUCUAAUUUUAUGAUAGAAAUGUGGGCAAAUUUUUCGAUUUAUUCUCAACCUAUCGUCCAUAUUUCAAGAAAUACAACAUGGUAUCCAUUCGCUGCUAAUAAUUUAUCAUAUCUAAUGAUCGAGGAACAUUCAUGGAUGGGAAUAAACUUCAGGCAGAAGCACUAUUCCUUCUGGCGAGAUUAUUUUCCAACGCUGCAAGCUAGAUAUCCAAUUACAACAACUCCUCAACCAACUUUAAGAGCUCUAGUCGAAUACAGGGCUGCAACAUUUGGCCUAUCUGCUGUAGCUAUUAUAAUUCUAAUAGUAAUAGCAGGAAUGUGCAUUACACUAAGACAACGGAUGAGAAAGGAUGCAUAUUAA
Messenger RNA from Dimorphilus gyrociliatus, 2124 nucleotides. Lineage: Eukaryota; Metazoa; Annelida; Polychaeta; Dinophilidae. The record is from the annotation of a GenBank genome assembly.